Ooceraea biroi (clonal raider ant) is the source of this 1236-nucleotide messenger RNA. Its product is annotated as ras-related protein Rab-28. The record is from RefSeq and is a predicted model, not a curated record. Gene Ontology annotation, molecular function: GTPase activity; GTP binding. NCBI's taxonomy places the organism in Eukaryota, Metazoa, Arthropoda, Insecta, Hymenoptera, Formicidae.
UUCGGACUUCGUUCGUCGGCCACACGCGCGAGCUGCGACGUUAUAUGCCGCGCUAUAGUCAGUCAAGGGCCGUCUUGGCGGUCGUCGUCGGAGCUAUGCCACUUGCAUGAUACUCGAUUUCUCGGGAGCCGUUCGUCGUGUGCCUUCAUGUCAGACGCCGAAGAGGAUUCAGCCGAGAAGCGGCUGAAAAUCGUGUUCGUAGGUGACUCCGGUGCCGGCAAAACCAGCAUCGUCCAGAAGUUUUGCAACAACGAUUUCACUAGGCAGUACGUACCUACCGCGGGUAUUGACUUCUUUCUGAAAAAUAUCUCCAUCGGCUGUUACAAGAAUGUCAAUCUGCAUCUAUGGGAUGUCGGUGGACUCGCUUUGCACGGCAACAUGUUGGACAAAUACGUUUUCGCGGCACAUAUUAUUCUUCUGGUGUACGACGUCACGAAUAGUUCGAGCUUCGAAAUUCUAGAUGAAUGGCUCAGUCAGAUCAAAAGUUUCAUUGACGCUUACGAUGAGCCACCUUUGAUAGCGUUGGUGGGUAACAAAUGCGACAUGGAGCACCAAAGGACAGUUAAAAGGGACAGAUCGCAUCGAUUCGCCGCGGAGAAUGGGUUCCCUUAUCACGAUAUGUCCGCAAGAACUGGAGAAUCGGUAUCUUUGUGCAUAGCAAAUUUAGCAGCACAAGUGUUGGGCGUUCGAUUAACCAGAACGGAUCAAGAUUUUCACAAACCCAUAAUUAUAGCUGAAAUCGGAGACACAGUCGACAUGAACUCAAUACAAAAAGUCGUAAAGAGGAUUCCCAACAAAAAACAACAUCCAAUUGCAUUCAAUCCUCAUUUCCCCGGCUCAAAAUCCGCGAUAUGUGCAUUGCAAUGAUGAUUAUCAUACAUUUUAAUUUAAGACAUGCUUUCUUGCGCAUAUGUGCAAUAUAUUUUGUUAAAUGUAAGAUAAAAAUUGUGAGUCACGAUUGUAUUGUAGUGUAGUGUAGUUGUAUGAUUAUAGUUAAUUACUAUACUUUACGUGAUUAGACAAUAUUUGAAGUCUGCAUACAUUGUGAUAAAAAAAAGUUUAUCUAUAUAAAUGCGCAUUUAUAACAAGGAAGUAGCAUGUGUAACAUCAAGAAUAUAUUGUAUUUUGUGUGAUUGUCUUAUGUCAGUAUAUUCAAUAUUGCAUUUCCAAGUCAAAUAUCUGUGGAUAAAAAAAAGUUAUAUUUAUGUAGUGUGGGGCCAAUAAACAAACAUGAUC